AUGGCUCGGGUUCAGACAUUAGAACCGAGGCCCAUGCGGUGCUACCGCUGCUUGCUCUCUGGGCACGUAGCGCAGUGGUGCACCGCCAGUGUGGACACCAGCGGGGGCGUGUUGUGCUUCCGCUGCGGAAAAGCGGGCCAUAAAUCCGCUCAGUGUACCGCGCAGUCGCCAGCUUGCGGUUUCUGCGCCGCGGAGGGUCGAAAAUCCGACCACAGAGUAGGCAGCACAGCAAAGUGCCGUCCACGGAAGGCUCGAGCUCCGGCGCGAGAUAGCCGUUCCAUCGGCUCCGAUAGUGAUCUCCAGGGCGGAGGAUGGCGGGAGACGUCCGAAGCCCAUUGUGUGGUAGGAGAUCCGAGAGUCAUGCGCUGCGUAUUCCCGGCGCAUCACUCAGAGAAGCCCUGUAAAGGGGGCGGCGCUGCUGGUGGUGUGGAUGAUUGCGAAAGCGUACCCAGACCACCGGUGCGAAAGCGCCAAGAGGAAUACCGGGGGGUUUUUAGUGGGUAA
Molecule: messenger RNA, 504 nt
Organism: Galleria mellonella (greater wax moth)
Lineage: Eukaryota; Metazoa; Arthropoda; Insecta; Lepidoptera; Pyralidae
Product: DNA-binding protein HEXBP-like
Exons: 2
Coding region: 1-504 (167 amino acids)
Molecular function (GO): nucleic acid binding; zinc ion binding
Source: RefSeq, a predicted model, not a curated record